CCCUUCUUUCCCCUACUUCCCCACCACAACAUUAUUUACCUCCAACACAACUCUACUCAACACAACACAAACUUAUUUCAUUCUCUCACUCUUUCUCUUCACUUCCACCAAAUCUCAAUCUCUCCUUCUCUCUUUGUUGUUCAUAUGGCUCUUGAGGCGUUGAACUCGUCCAAUCCACCGAUGAAAACCAAUGAGAGCCUCAUGAUGACCAAGAAGAAGCGGUCCAAGCGGCCUCGCCUCGACUCCCCUCCUUCCGAGGAGGAGUACCUCGCUCUCUGCCUUGUCAUGCUCGCUCGCGGCGCCACCUCCGAAGAAAAGGAACAACAACAACAACAACAACAAAGGGUGACGUACAAGUGUGGAGUAUGUGACAAGGAGUUUCUUUCUUACCAAGCUUUAGGCGGUCAUAAAGCGAGUCACCGGAAACCGGCUGUCGUAGACGGUUUACAUACCGUGAUCGCAACAACCGCAACCGCCAUGUCAUCUUCCUCCACCUCUACUGGCGGUGGAAAAUCACACGUGUGCACGAUUUGUAACAAGUCUUUUCCUAGUGGUCAAGCCUUAGGUGGUCACAAAAGGUGUCACUAUGAAGGUGGGAUUAGUAAUAUUAAUAACAAUAAAAGUAUUUCGGCUACCGCUACGGCAACCGCUAACGCCGCCGCGAACUCCACCGUAUCUGACGGCGCCGCCGCUACAUCCACCGUGACACAUAGUCGUGUCGAUUUCGAUUUGAAUUUACCGGCGUUUCCUGAUAAUCAUUUGACCGUUGACUUUGAUGGUGUUAUCAAACAAGCUUGUUUUGAUCAAGAGGUUGAAAGCCCACAUCCAUCUAAGAAGCCUCGCCCUUUUAGUCUUCAUUGAUUUAUUAAUUACUUCAUAAAAAAAUACUUUUUUUUUUGGGUAUUUCUUGUACAUAAUAGAGAGCUUAAUUCUUGUCAUUAUGAUUAUAAUUAUUAUUAUUGUUGUUACAGAAUUAUUAUUGGGUGAAAUAUUUAUUAAUAAAUGAUACUGGUAGGAAUUACAUAUUCAUUUGA
Chenopodium quinoa (quinoa) is the source of this 1034-nucleotide messenger RNA. RefSeq names its product zinc finger protein ZAT10-like. The record is from RefSeq and is a predicted model, not a curated record. The coding region runs from base 145 to 861 and encodes 238 amino acids. The transcript has a single exon. Lineage: Eukaryota; Viridiplantae; Streptophyta; Magnoliopsida; Caryophyllales; Amaranthaceae. Gene Ontology annotation, molecular function: DNA-binding transcription factor activity.